Molecule: messenger RNA, 994 nt
Organism: Sinocyclocheilus anshuiensis
Lineage: Eukaryota; Metazoa; Chordata; Actinopteri; Cypriniformes; Cyprinidae
Product: OX-2 membrane glycoprotein-like
Exons: 5
Coding region: 1-645 (214 amino acids)
Biological process (GO): heterotypic cell-cell adhesion; negative regulation of neuroinflammatory response
Cellular component (GO): cell surface; axon; neuronal cell body
Molecular function (GO): cell-cell adhesion mediator activity
Source: RefSeq, a predicted model, not a curated record
AUGAAUGCGUUUGUCUUCUGCAUUAUUCUGAUCUUCUUCAUAAGAAAACACAAUGACAGUAUGGCGUCGGUCUUCCUGCUUGUAUUUCACAGGAAUAGUCACCGCCUUUUCACCGGAUUUAUAGUGAAGCCUCAGGAAGCACGGUUGCCAUCAAGCCAUGACAUGACAUGCUUACAACCUAAACGACAAACCCUGUGCCUCACUGUUAAAGGUAUAUCAGAAAUAACAGCAUCAGUGAAUCCUGCACCUAGUUCUGAUCCAGAUGUUGUAGUCUCAUGUUCAGCCACUGGUAAACCGGCUCCAACUAUCUUCUGGAAAUCUGCAGAGAAAGAGUUGAACAACUUUAGGUCAAGUAAUUUCACAACUCUCAACAAAGACAGUUCAACCACCAUUACGAGCAACCUCACGCUUCCACUGUCACAAUUUCAUGGGAAGUACGUGGAAUGUGUUGCUCAGAGUGACGGCAUAGAGAAGAGCGUCCAAAUCUUUGUGCCUGAUGAAGAUAACACAGAGAAUAAAGUCACAAUAAGAAAUUAUAUCAUUCCGAUGCUGGUCUUGAUUAUCAUCAGUAUUGUCAUUAUCGUCACCUAUCUUCACACCAAGUUAAAUGAUAAAGAAGAUCAAAAAUCUGCUUGUUUGGCUUGAACUACUGUGCAACUGUUACUUUAUUCAGAAUUUAUCAAUCUUUCUGAUGCUACUUUUGUCAUCUGCUAAAAAAAAGUCAUUUCAUGUUUACAUUUGUGAAUAAGCUAAUUUUUAGAUAAUAGUAUAAAUAAUAUCUGGUUACCUGAGAUAGUCUGCAUUUCUCCACAGUUUUUACAUCCCGCGUCUGCACUUUAAGUUCUUUCAACCUGACAUUCGGUGUUAUUUAUUGUUGUGAGAUUUGUCUAUAGGAUUUUAAAUAAAUCUGUUACAGCUGUCUGUCUUAGAGUAAUAUGCUCAAUUUAAUUUUAAGCAGUAAAUCAUUUUGUAUUUAUUAUGUUCAUGCUACCAA